AUGACAUUCUUAUUAGCUGGACACAUAACCACAAGCAUUUCAACAAGUUGGGCACUAUAUCAACUUGCACAUCAUCCACAUGAACAAGAUUUAUUGCGGGAAGAAUUAGUUAGAGCCUUUCCAGAAAAGUCAAAAUUUAAUCCCACUUUUGAUGAAAUCAAUUCUUUGGAGUACUUAAAUUGUGUUGUAAAGGAAGCGUUAAGAUUAACACCUCCAGCUCCGGAUAUUCAACGAGUAAAUAAUAAAGAUGUAGUUCUUGAUGGUCAUUUUAUUCCAAAGAAUACAACAUUGAUGAUCCCAAUUGCAGCACUUCAAAGGUUACCAUCAAUUUGGGGUUCAACAGCCGAAAAUUUUGAUCCAAACAGAUGGUUAGAUCCUUCUUUAAUUAAAAAAGUAAACAAUUAUUAUUACUUGCCUUUCCAUACUGGUAUCAGAUCUUGUAUUGGUAACAAAUUAGCCUUAAAUGAAUUUAAGAUAUUAUUAAGUAUGUUAGUUAGAAAUUUUGUAUUUCGUCCAGUCGAGGGAAUACAGAUUGAUAGAGAUAGAAUUGGUAAAGUCGAUCAACACGUUGAAUUAAUGGUCUCCAAAGUUGAAACUUAA
Messenger RNA from Funneliformis geosporum, 600 nucleotides. The record is from the annotation of a GenBank genome assembly. NCBI's taxonomy places the organism in Eukaryota, Fungi, Glomeromycota, Glomeromycetes, Glomerales, Glomeraceae.